ACAUUUGAUUGAUUGACAGUAUCAAUUUGGAAAAUAAAUUUAUAUUGCUAAUCACGCACAAUAUAAAUUUAAUCACAAACUAAUCAUGGUUAUCCCAUCUUAUCCCUGAUAGCUUUACCUUGCUUUUAGCUUAAGUUAUGGCUGCUUUGAUUUGCAGCAUAAUCAUGUUAGAAAAGCAAAAGAAACGCGUUUGACAUUUGCAGAAUAUACUUAUCCUAUUCCCCAUUUUCUCCACUUCAAAUUCCUUCUUCCCAUUCUGCACUAAUUAAAGCAGAUUCUCAUCACACUCUUUUAUAACAAUACCUUUUUACAUUGAUCACCAAACCAGCUAUGAAUAACCAAUCUAAUAUUUCUCAAGAACCCGCACAACCCUCUACAACUUCUGAUCAUAUGGAUAGGCAGAAAUGGGGCACCCAUGUCAUGGGUCCUCCAGCAGUACCAACUACUCAUCCAGACAACAAAAAAGCUGCCUUAUGGAAAGCUCAUGAUCAGCAGCCUUACCUUGUGUAUUCCCCUGUUGAAAAAACUAGCAACAAUCCUAUUGAUUCUGUUGCUCAUGUGUUCAAUUCUUGGAGUAAUAGAGCUGAGACCAUCGCCCGCAACGUCUGGCAUAACUUGAAAACAGGUCCAUCGGUAUCUGAAGCAGCAUGUGGAAAACUUAAAUUGACAGCCAAGGCAUUGACAGAGGGUGGAUUUGAGCCACUUUACAAGCAGAUUUUUCCAACAGACCCAAAUGAGCAGCUGAAGAAGACAUUCGCUUGCUACCUUUCUACAGCAACUGGUCCUGUUGCUGGAACUCUAUAUCUGUCAUCAACCAAGGUGGCGUUUUGCAGUGAUCGGCCCUUAUCUUUCAGAGCUCCAUCUGGACAGGAGGCUUGGAGCUAUUACAAGGUGGCAAUACCAUUGGCAAACAUUGGAAAUGUCAACCCAGUAGUCAUGAGAGAAAAUCCAUCAGAAAGGUAUAUUCAAAUUGUCAGCAUAGAUGGCCAUGACUUUUGGUUUAUGGGAUUGAUCAAUUUUGAGAAAGCAAAGCAUCAUCUCCUAGAGACUUUAUCACAUUUCAGAGGCCAACCUUAUGGUGGAUAUUGAAAUGUUAUGUGAGUGACAUUUUCUUGGAUUGCCCGUCUGUUUUGUUCUCUUUAUGUAUUUGGAAGAGAUAUUAACAUACCAUUACUAGUAUGUCACCAUAAAGUAGAGAUCUUGGGUGUUUCAGAUGUUUUCAAGAAAAUACUCUCUUGUCCA
Capsicum annuum is the source of this 1242-nucleotide messenger RNA. RefSeq names its product GEM-like protein 5. Lineage: Eukaryota; Viridiplantae; Streptophyta; Magnoliopsida; Solanales; Solanaceae. The record is from RefSeq and is a predicted model, not a curated record. The transcript is spliced from 3 exons. Bases 331 to 1089 code for a protein of 252 amino acids.